AUGCGGGCGAAAGAAUUGUCGAAGACCCCAUUGAAAUCAAGGAAGCGGCUGUGGAGCAUUUCAUUUGAUGAAAGGGAGAUUGUGGUAGCGUUGAAGGAAUGCAGCAAUCUUAAGGCACCGGGUCCGGAUGGUUUCAAUUUUUCCUUCGUUAAAAAGGGCUGGGAUUUCAUGAAAAGCACGAUCCUUUAUUUUUUCAGAGAAUUUCAUGCCAAUGGAAAGCUUACUAAAGCUUUGGCGAAUAAGAUCAAAAUCCACUUACCUUCAAUUAUUGGUGAGUCUCAAGCGGCCUUUAUUGGAGGUAAACAAAUACUGGAUAGGGUUUUAAUAGCCAAUGAGGUCAUUCAUUGUUGGAAAAGUAGUAAUCAAAGAGGUUUAGUUCUUAAAAUUGACUUUGAAAGAGCUUAUGAUUAUGUUAAUUGGGGUUUCUUGCUGGAUCUACUUGCCAAAAUGGGAUUUGGGGACAAAUGGUGUAGAUGGGUUAAGGAGUGUUGUUCCACUGUUGUUGUUCCACUGUUGCUUCGUUCAAUCCGAUAUAAGGAAUAA
Molecule: messenger RNA, 543 nt
Organism: Rhododendron vialii
Lineage: Eukaryota; Viridiplantae; Streptophyta; Magnoliopsida; Ericales; Ericaceae
Exons: 3
Coding region: 1-543 (180 amino acids)
Source: RefSeq, a predicted model, not a curated record